Messenger RNA from Balaenoptera ricei (Rice's whale), 1736 nucleotides. RefSeq lists its product as uncharacterized. NCBI's taxonomy places the organism in Eukaryota, Metazoa, Chordata, Mammalia, Artiodactyla, Balaenopteridae. The record is from RefSeq and is a predicted model, not a curated record. The transcript is spliced from 4 exons. Bases 1 to 924 code for a protein of 307 amino acids.
AUGGUAAUUUUCCAGCAAAUAAAUAAUUUCCAGUAUACCAUUUUCUCAAGAGGUAAACCUGCGUUCCUAAAAGGGCAAGGGGGCUGCAGCUCGCAGGGCCAGGAACAGCAACGAACGGAAGCACAGACGCCGCAGCGCGGAGGUGACACGGGGCCCGGCUGCCUGGCCCCCACCUGCCUGCGCAGCCGCCUGCUCCGGUCCCGGAGGCCCAGCCCCGCGCCGGCCUCGGGCCGCGGGCUCCCACCGCGGGUCCGCAGGGCUCGCCCCGUGCGUUCCCGCACCUGCCUCAGUGCGCCCGAGGUCCCGGAGCUGCCGGCGGCGCGACGCUUGCUCGGCUACGGACCCAGCGAGCUGCAGGCGAGGGGCGCGCGGGGCGGGGCCCGAGCGCCGGCGGAGGGGCGGGGCGCGGGGAGGGGACGUACACGGGGCGCUGGGCGGGGUUACUUGUGGCUGGAGACGCUGGGGGUGCUGGGCAGGGGCCGCACGGCGUGGCGCGCGGCGCUGGGCCGCCUCUGGGCCCUUCCCUGGGCUCCCGCGGAGGUUGGCUGUGCGGCCGCACACCUGCGUUACCGACUCUCCGGCUGCUGCGCGCGGGCAUCGGGCCGCUUUCAUCCUCUUCUGCUCAGCGCCUUAAAGAAACGGGUGCGGAGUAGAACUAGCCGGAGCCAUCGAUGUAGAAACACUGCCGUCACAAGCAGAGGAGAGCAAGGAUUAAAGUACCCACAGUUGGAGCAGCUGGAUGGAGUUUGGAAGAGCAACCAGUUGGAACCAAGCAGAGAAAGCAGUGGACCCCGCAUCCACAGGGAAGGCCAGGUCGCGAAGGCCAGUGUCCACACCGCCACACGGGGGUGCUCCCAGGGCAGUGGAGAGGCAAGGAUGCAACGUGCCCUCCCUGGACCCCUCCGAUUCUUCCCAUCCGGUUAAGGAAAGACUCAUGACAGGGCCCCGGGGACAAGCCCUUUCCAUGGUUCCCAGACUUCUGGAUUCCAGACGCCAACGACAGCUCCAAAAAAAAAAUUUUUUUUUGGUGACCUACAUAGAUUUGUCAAGCAUUUAUGUGGCCAAGUGAGAGGGAAAAGCAAAACAAAACCUGCCAUCUCCCAUCAGAAUCAUUUUAUUACAGAAACCUUUUUUCACCCAAAUGCAGAAAGGACAUUACCUCAGCUAAGGACAAUGUUUUGCAUGGAAUAUACUUAGCUGGGUGGACAUCUCCUGGGCUUGGCCGUAUUACUGUCGUGUGGGUGUGACCAUCUCUGUGGGCAAACCAGUUCCCAGCUGGGAAUUUCGGCCCCAAGAUCCAGCUGUACGUGGCCAGCCCUGCCCCCGUCACACCCGCUUGGGGCUGGGCAACCUGUGCCCACAUGGCCCAGCUCAUCGCCCACUGCCUGUCACCCACGCCCAGCUCUGCUGCCCCUGUGGCCUCCCGCGGCCAGCGUGGCUGCCUGGUCUCCUUGCCUGAGUGGGCAGAAGCAUCAGCCUCAUUCUCCUUAAAGCAUCUGUGCCCCUUGAUUAAUGUGCCUUUCAAAUGAUUACUAAGUCAGCAUUAUUUUAGCCUCCACAGUUGUCACUGAGCCAAUCCUGAGCCCAAAGACAUCACUUGAGCCCUUCCCUUCUCCAGGGAGCAGAAAAAAGAAGGUCCUGCCUUUCCUGGGAGGAAACUUAGUAGGACUGUGCUGUUUCUACCAUCUUUCCCAAAGAAAAUGUGAAAUAAAGACUUCCCCCCCUAUAUAGAAGCA